GGCCCGGCCCGGCCCGGCCCGAGCGCGGCGCCCGCAGCGGCGGCUCUGGCUGUCAGCAGCGCCCGGAGCGGCCAUGGGGCAGCGCGGCCGCCGGGGCCCCUGAGACCCGCCGCGCCCCGGCCCGGCGCGGCCCCGGCGCCGCCAUGGAGCUGGAGCCGCCCGCAGAGCUCCCGGAGCCCCGCGCCGCCGCCAAGGGGCCGCCCCGCAACGCUACAGAUGUGGAGCAGAUGAGUUCCUCUUCUCCUGUCCUUCCUAUGAACUCCAUGGGCAAUGAGCGGGUGGAUCAGCGAACCUGCCUGAUCUGCGGGGACAGAGCUACGGGGCUGCACUAUGGGAUCAUCUCCUGCGAGGGCUGCAAGGGGUUCUUCAAAAGGAGCAUCUGCAACAAGCGGGUUUACAGAUGCAGUCGAGACAAGAACUGCGUCAUGUCACGCAAACAGCGCAACAGAUGCCAGUACUGCCGGCUGCUCAAAUGCCUCCAGAUGGGGAUGAACCGAAAAGCAAUCAGAGAGGAUGGCAUGCCAGGAGGCAGAAACAAAAGCAUCGGACCUGUCCAGAUAUCAGAGGAAGAGAUUGAGAGAAUUAUGUCUGGGCAAGAAUUUGAGGGAGAGGCAAACAUGUCAUGGAGCAACAACGGAGACAGUGACCACAGUUCCCCUGGAAAUGGAGUUUCUGAGAGCAACCAGCCUUCACCCGUUUCUACUCCAUCCUCAAGUAGGUCCGUGGAGCUGAAUGGAUUCGCUGCACUCAGGGAUCAGUAUAUCGGGACGCCGGUGUCCACGCACUAUCAGUACCUCCCGCACCUUUUUAGCUAUUCUGCUCACUCGGCUCUGAUGCCUCCCCAAACGCGCAGCCUGGACCCCCAGUCGCACAGUCUUAUCAAUCAGUUGGUGUCAGCAGAAGACCUGGAGCCGCUCGGCACGCCAAUGCUCAUUGAGGACGGGUAUAAAGUGACUCAGGCAGAGCUGUUUGCGUUGUUGUGUCGUCUGGCGGAUGAAUUGCUCUUCAGGCAGAUUGCUUGGAUCAAGAAGCUGCCGUUCUUCUGUGAACUCUCCAUCAAGGACUAUACCUGCCUGCUCAGCUCUACGUGGCAGGAGCUGAUCCUGCUCUCCUCACUGACUGUUUACAGCAAGCAGAUCUUUGGUGACCUCGCGGACGUCACCUCCAAGUACUCUCCCUCUGACGAUGAGCUGCACAGAUUCAGUGAAGAGGGGAUGGAGGUGAUGGAGCGGUUGAUCUACCUCUUUCGCAAAUUUAACCAGUUGAAGGUCAGCAACGAGGAGUACGCAUGCAUGAAAGCCAUUAACUUCCUAAAUCAAGACAUCAGGGGUCUGACCAACGCGUCCCAGCUGGAGCAGCUGAACAAGCGGUAUUGGUAUGUUUGCCAGGACUUCACGGAGUACAAAUACCCACACCAGCCAAACCGUUUUCCGGAUUUAAUGAUGUGUUUGCCAGAGAUACGAUAUAUUGCAGGAAAAAUGGUGAAUGUCCCCUUGGAGCAGCUGCCUCUCCUUUUUAAGGCCGUUCUACAUUCCUGCAAGACGAGCGUGAGCAAAGAGUGAGCUAGGCUGGCCCCGGCCGGUGCCUUACUCUGUGCCUCAGGCAGGGAGCGGGCUCACCCCGGGAGAGGGGCAAACGCGAUCGGGCAGGAGACGGGCGGUGGGCGUCCCUGCCAUUGUAGCAAGAAUCUUUUUUGUUUGGUUUUGUUUUUUUUUUUUUUUUAACUCUUUUUCCUAUAUAUUUAUUUCACGACAGAGUUGAAUGUAUGAUCUUCAACACGAUGCACAUGGUUCUGUAUGAAUGCAGCAGAUGCAUUCUCCAGCGGUUUACAGAAUGUGAAGAUGUUUAAUGUUACAGUGUUUGUUAGGGUUAGUUCUUUUGUAUUUGGGGGCUGGGGACCAAGAUGACUAAGACUACCUCAAGGAGAAGAUGCUGUUCGCGCACUGCUCUUUCCAUGAUUUGUAUCCAAAAGCGUUUGUCGUAGAGAGCAAACGGCCUCACUGCAUCGACAGAGCUGUUAGUAUCCCAAACGGACGAUUUUGGAGAAGUGGGUGUUAGAGAAGUGCCAACCUUUUUUUCUUUAAUAAUAAUUUUAAAAAGGCAGGGAGUGGAGAAGAAGGCAAAGUCUAUCUAACCAGUUGGUUAUUUUUCCCCUGGCAGUUUCCAGAUGCAGGUGGCAGCUCCUGUGGUUCCCCAGCGGGAUCGUGGUGCUCCGAGCUGCGAGGGGCUCGCUGCCCUGGCCCCUCCUGGGAGCUGCCGGAGCGGGCUCUGCCCCCAGCCCAGCCUGACCAGCUGGCCGCUCGCUGCGGCCGCAGCACCUUGCCAUGCGACUGACGUUGCGUUGCUGCAGUUCGUAGCAGGCUCCUGGUGUUACACCAAGCUACUCUUGUUGCUAGAGAACUGCAAGUAAUUUCUCAUUACUUCCUUAACAUCCAUUUUAGGUUCACAAAAGCAGGAAAAACCUACUUAGAGAAGAGGCAGGAUUGCCCUUUUUAGCGUAUUCCUGCAAGGUGGUAUCUGACUACCGAGGAGGCUUCUGCAUUGCAGCAAUCCCAAGCAGCCUGUUUCUGGGAACAGUUAACGUACCCUGUGGUUAGAUGUGACCUGUGUAACGGGGUGAGGGACUCCGGUGUCCUCUGGCACGGCUUUCUCUGCUGGACUCAGGGAAUGCAUAGUCAUAUCCUGCCAGGACUGUUCUGCUGCUUGUGGAAUCUCUUCUUACCAGGAAAAAAAGGUAUUUGUGCAGUAAUUGGUAAGCUGUCCUGUCCUAGGUGUUGCAAGGCUUGGAUUUUCCAUCUCACAACUUCCACACCACUCCAUUGCACGGAGAACUGGUUUGAUGACAACUGGUUUGAGUAAUUGCUAAGUGCUGGCGUUUAUCGAAAUUUGGGUAUUCUCAUUAAUAACCUCAUGGCUUCCUGCUCGUGGUGGUGGUGGUGAGGUUGGAUGAGAUGAUCUCGGUCUCAUCUCCUUCGUUAAGAAUUAAUGUUGAAAGACUCAGUCGCUCUCCUAGGCAGCCGUGUCGCUCUGGCUGGAUUUCUUUCCCUGUGUCCUUAGAUAUGAAUCUGAUGUUUGUGUAGCAAGAGGGUUCAUCAACAAAUGUUUGAAUGCCAUUUCCAAAAUAUUUUGGGAAACAACUUCUGUUCCUUCAGGGUAGGAGGGAGCAGUCGCUACCUUUCUGUCUCGUCCUGGUGACGGCUGUGCAGCACGAAGCGAGUACGCUCAGAGGUACCGAACUGCUGUGAGAUGAAUGUGAUAGUGAACAGGAGAAAAAUCUCGCUCACCAAAGUCGUCUUUUCUUGCCCUUCACCCAGCGGGUGCUGCCUCGGUCGCAGGCGCUGUGACCCGCUGGCUUGGCACGUCUCUCGGCUGGUCAGCAGCUGUGCCGUGGACCGGGCGCUGGCCGCGGCCGUCGGACCUCUCCUUGGAGCCCCGCUGGCUGGCUGACCGCAGACCCACGGCGGCAUCACCGCCUCUGCAAUCCCGCUUGGGCAUCUUCCAGCGUGAUGGUUUCCCUUUUCUAAAAGUCCACUAGCUGCUCAUUUUUCGUUAUUUGAAUAGGAUGUUACGGGUAACAGCUGCUGGGCCCAGCGGCAGUUCGGCUUGAUCGAGCUUCACAAUCCAAAGGUGGUUCCGUAAAUCUCAUUUACUUGCUGACUGUAAAAUGAGACAAGCGCAUAUUUCUCAGGAAAGCCUUCUGCAUACAGCCUAUACCUCAAGUGUGAAUGGGAAGAUUUUAGUGUAUCUGUUUGUAAGUUAGAAAGUAUUUCUCAGCUUUUAAGUUUAAUUUCCAAAUAGCUUGAUAUGAUCUUUUUAUUACGGGUUAUCUUCUGGCUUGCUGUUUUAUACACUCAAGGAAUUGUUAAAAUUGCAUAGGAGUAAUUUUAUUCUACAGUUACUGAAUUAUUAUAAUCUGUUGAUGAAUAAGAGUUUGUUUUAAUUAGUGUACAUAAAAGCGGUCAUCUUAUUGCCAAAUACCCAAGAAAAAUCAUCUAUUAGAUAUUCUGUGUUUAUCCAGAAUAGACUCCCAAGACUAAUGCUGUACCAGCAACAACAAAAAACCUAAAGUCAUUUAUGAUGAUGAGUGGACAAGAAUGUUCUGCUUUCUGUUGUAUAAAGCAAAUUUUGCAAAGGUUGAUUGGCAGCAGUAUCCACUAACAAAUAACCCAUUUAUUGUAGGGAGUAGAGAAGCCUUACUAAACUGACAAGUAAGGAAGCAGCUGAUAUACCGAACCAGAAUCUAGCUCACUGGACAGUCAUUCUUAAUAUCUUCUGCACCAAGUCCUCUAAUGACUUGUAUUUUUUAAACAGGGUAAAGUGAAUGUGUUGCAUUGCAAACUCAGGUAUUAUGAGAAGGUAGGAAUGUAGCUAGAGACGUAGAGACGUUAGGUCAGUCACUAGAUGUAUUUGUGAAUUUGGUUUGAAGGACACCCUGGAAAGGUUGGAAUUUUUGUUCCAUUCUUCACGUAACAUUCGGUUUACAGGGACUCAUAUUUUAUUUGUGCUUAAUGCUAGUAGGGGGAAGUUCAUUAUCUUUGGUAUCUAUCUGCUCUUGCUUAUCUGACCUUCUGUCAUAGAGGAAUCAAUCAACAAUAAUAGUCUUUGGUAGAAUUUUCUGCCAUGACAAGUCAAUUUUUAUCCCCGAUUUGAAAGAUAAAUUGGCUGACUGACCCCCUCCUCUCCUCCAUAGCAUUUGUGCAGACGGAAAGCUGAAGAGUUACUUUUAAUCUGAACAGAGAUUUGGGACAUAAAUUUGAAGUGCUCAGGCUCGCGUACUCAGAGGGACUCUGCCGAGGUUUCCCGGUUGCCGUUGUACAGCUCGCAGCUCAGCGCCCCGUACAGAGCUGGGAGCAGGAAUCUGCUGCCCGCUGAUGGGGCCGAGUCCCAGCUCGAGCGGCGAGACGCUGGACCUGAGCAGACGUUUUGUGAAAGCCGCUGGGUUUUCUUCCGCAGCCUGCCUUUGGCUCAGGCUUCUGUCCCGCGAGCUGGACCUCGGCCCCGCUGUGUCUGUAGCGAGUCCUGGUCCUCGGCGUGCCCAGCCCCUCGAGAGGGUGGGGGGAUGGAGGGGCGACCAGGAUGCUCAGAGAGGCUGGGUACCUCACCCGAUGGGCUGUGGCCGUGGCAAAACUGAUGCAGCAGGAGCUGACUAUCCAGCUGGUUUGCAUAUGCGUUAGCUGCUUUGUUAAUUGGUAAUAAUGCCAGCGGCGUUCGUCUUUAUCAUCUCGUGCCUGGCAGCCCGCAGUGCUGUGCAGAGGCACUGCUUGCUUUGGGUCGUCAGGGUGCAGCUCCGGAUUUCUCUGUAAUUCUUAAAUCCCGAGCUUUUGCCAUCUCCCGUCACACAAAGACCGAAGGAGGAACACGGCGUUUUCGGGGCGAUCCGUCCAAAGCGGUCAGUCGGUUGCCAGCUGUGGGGCAAGCCACUGCCCCAGUGACGCCCCAGUUCCUGGUGCUGCGGCGUUGCUUCCAGCGAGCCGGCGAGAGCGAGCAGCGCCAGCAGAACAAGCGGGGCUCGCGGGCGCUGUGGCGUUUCGGCACGGCUGCUCUCACCGGGGCGGCUGUGCCCCCACCCUGCAGUUGCCCGUGCGAAGGCUGGAGCUCAAGCCAGGUGCCGCUCGCUGCCCGUCCCUCCCGCUGCCGCGCACGGCAGAACCUGCCCUUGCUCUUCAGGCGUCUGCACAGAACCGCAACCACCUCAGGUUAAGGAGCUUAAGUCUUGUCCUUCAAACCGACCUUUUUUAAAAAAACUUGAAUUUCUUUUAUCUUUACUACAUUUUUUAAAAUGGAAAAAAAAAAAAGAUUCUCCUGUGAAUGUGCUAUUUACCGUUCAUUCUUUCUUCUUUCUUGGUUUUGAUUUGAAGCUAUGAAGCUUGGUGUCUGUGAAAAUGUUGUUAUUUCUCAGGAUAAUAAGCGGCAAUCAUCCCUGCCACAUAAAAGGCAGGAGAAAGGGGGAAACUUGGGGAACUAGUUUAAGUAUGAAGCUAAUUUUUAAGUUGUAGAUGAUGUGUAAAUCGAGGGUAAUACAUAGGAUGUCAGUAUCAAGCUGUGGCGUUUCUCUGGGUUCACGGUGUGUUGUUUGCAAUGCACAGAAGCUCAGGGAUAAGUAUUUAAAAUGUGACCCAGAGAAACCCUAGUUUUGAUGUUGCAACAGUUGCUUCUUUCAUGACUUGUUUGGAAGACCCGCUGAAAGCUGAAUAGAGCCCCGUAUGGAGAUUUUGGGGGAAAAAACUUUUGGUUUGGCUCAUGGGAGGUUUGCCUGCGGAAGGCUUGGAUGUGGUCUGAUGGGAGAAGUGUCCCGAAGACGCGCGUUGCCGUUUGGUGUGUCGCAAGGCCGUGGCGAGGGGACCUGCGGCUCCCUUCGCCCUCGCUGGCAGCUGGGGGUCCGCCCUGCCCGAGGGGCUUCGCGAGCGGGGAGAGGGGGGGUCUGGACGUGGCAGCCCCGGAGCUGCCCUGCGGCCUCUCUGGCUGCAGCCCCUCUGCCCUGCGGCGCCCAGCCCUCCUCCUCGCCGGGGGAGUGGGGAAGUGCGAAAUAACCGUCGUUUUUGGUAACUUCACGCUUUCGCUGAAGGCUCGUCAGCUCCGAGGGCUGGGAGAGGUUUGUCUGUGUUUCCACAUUACCUCAUCCUUCUGCCUCCCAUGUUAAAUGUGUUUGAGUGCUUGUGGAAAAGGGGAAAAUGGGCAUUUCUCAGUAUGUCCCUGGCAGCCAGUCCGUGUUCUGUACUCAGUUUGUUGCUUAUGAAUUAGAACGUCUUAAUUGCCAGUCGGUACAACUUUCUCAUCGUGGGUCAGUGAGGCUGUAGACUCAGACUGAGAAAGGUACCCGUGUGAAACGAGUUCAGGGACAGCUGGUAGGAGCAUCCCCGCGGCCCCGGGCAGCGCCAGCGCUCGGCAGGAGGCAGCAAAAGUUUGAGGGGCUGAAACCCGCCUUCCCAGCAGCCUCACUGGCCCGGAUCUGCAAAGCUGAGUUUAAACCAGCCCUGCACAGAGCUGGUGAGGCCGAUCCAGGCAAUAUCUUCCCCUUGAAAAAAAAAAUUUAAAAAGACCUCCUGUGCAGCUGACCUCUAGCAAGUCUAUGAAAGAAGCAACAUGGUUCAGUGGAAGAAAUGCCCCCAAGGGCAAAAAGAAACAGAAAUUGAAACCAGAUGACGAUCAACCUUAACAAAGCCUUUUGUGAUUCAUUGUUUUCUUUCAAUUUAUAAAAUGUCUUGUAAUAGUUGAUAACAUUAUUGACUCAAUUUCCAUAACAAAACUACCUCGUGUGACAUCCUGUUUAUCAUCUCAAAGGGAUUGUGUGAAAAAAAAUACUGCCAGUGUUUGUUGCCAGCCUAGAAGGGCCGUGAUGGCUGGAGUUUUGUUUCCCUUCCCGUGGGUUGUGGCUGGGUUCCUGUUACUGCCGCAGCAUUUCAACCUGCGGGUGAUGGUUUUGACUUUGCUUCCCCCCGGGAAGGCAUCAGGCUGUGCACACCACGCUCUCGCCCAGCACCUCUGUGCCAUGGUGGUGACCACCACAGCCACUGCUGCAGUGAGCCGCUGUUCACAGCGUGGACAGUGUCCUGCGGCUGCGGCCAGGUCCCUGCACCGCGAGGCGGACGCCUGCGAUGCUGCAGGGGAGGGCUGAGCUCCAGCAUCCCUCCCGGGGGAGCGCAGCCCCCGCCUGCAGCCAUGGGGCAGGAUGUGGCUCUUGCCCGUUUGGUUUUUGUUGGUGCCCAUCAAGCUACGGCCCCAGUUCCAGCUCUGUGCUGGUGCAGACGUGAUGCAGAGUCUGCGGUCGUAGCCUGGGACCUCAUGGAGCCCUCGUGCGUGUGUCCUGGGCGUGAGCGUGUGGGCAGCUCAAGGAGGAAGCGGGUCGGGUUUGUUGCUGUGUGCUUGUGUCAGCCCGUCGCUGCUUUGCGGGACGUUUCUGGGCCGGGUUGGUCCUGGUUUUUGGGUCCUUCCACUGACGUUCCAGGUGAUGGUUUCUGCCAGUAAAACACUUCAUUUUUCCCACAAUCCCUUGUGUAAAUCAGGGAAGCAGGAUGUUGCCUCGGCAUGACACACGGUGAACGUUGGCACGCUCAGAGCCGGGGCUGGGGCAGGGGAGCGUGUCCGGCCGCUGCCACCCUCGCCCCGCAGCACCUGAGGAGCGGAGCUGCGCCUCUCGGGAGCUGCCUUCCCGUCACUACACUACGACCAAAUGAAUGUUUCUGCUGGCACAUCUCAGGCGCGCCGCGGCACAGCCGGUCCCCCUCGCGCGGUGGGACUGGCACGGGUCCAUGUCAGCCCGACCUGCCCCUGCUCUGCUGCUCUGCUCUGUGACUUGACUACCUGUGGAAAUGUGACCAAUAAGUGUUGAACGCAUGUUUAGCGAGUGUUAGCUGUAUGAACUAAUAAAUGUGAAUUGUUCUG
This is a messenger RNA of Grus americana (Whooping crane), 8382 nucleotides long. It is a transcript of the gene NR6A1, whose product is annotated as nuclear receptor subfamily 6 group A member 1. Gene Ontology annotation, biological process: regulation of DNA-templated transcription. The transcript has 10 exons. NCBI's taxonomy places the organism in Eukaryota, Metazoa, Chordata, Aves, Gruiformes, Gruidae. Gene Ontology annotation, molecular function: sequence-specific DNA binding; DNA-binding transcription factor activity; zinc ion binding. The coding region runs from base 144 to 1562 and encodes 472 amino acids. The record is from RefSeq and is a predicted model, not a curated record.